GUUCAUUCAUGUGGAGUGACUAAAUUUUACAAGGAGCGAUAUGACUCUUCGCCGACAAACAAAUCGUCAAUCGGAAAGUCCUUGACAUUGCUGUUCGUAAGGAAGGCUGAAAACACUGAUAAAGCCAACAGCGCACAGUCAUGAAUAACCGGGGCGUGUUGCCUGAGCCGAAUGACUCUGGAAAGCCACAGGUGCAUCCUCUCUACAGCUCACACAACAUAAAGCUGUACUCACACUUCAUACCAGUAUAUGUCCAGCACCCAUGGCCGACUAAUCUGGAGCUGGUUGAACCGGAACCGAGCCAGGUCUCGACAUCUCGUACGAGUUUGCACGGUUCAAUCCAACAGACAAAGGUUGUUGCACAUGUUCGAAACAGCUCUGUUCCUCGAGAAAAACCAAGAGAUCACACACAGAGGAAUGACUGUCCGCCUCCUGCAGCACAUGGGGUAUUGCAUUGCCAGGACGAACAGGGAACUGCUGAGACAGCACUGGGGCUGAUAGCUAGUGCUUCUGAUGACGUUACGUCGCAACCUGAAACAAAUACCAAACAAGAGUGUGAACGUUUAAAGGACUUCCAGACACCGUGCAUUAAUAAAGGACAAGAUAUGGACACAGAGAGAUCUUCGAAGACAGAGCGGCCAUUGAAUAGAAAAAAAGACAAACAGGCUAUGGUGCCCAAAACAGGCCGCAUGUCGAUACCCUUGAUUGCCAUGAAACCAUGCAAGCUGUUGCACAGAGGUCAUGUACCAUAUUCAGUCAUCGUGCGGACGAAGCGCAGGCCAAGUGGUGUGUACAAGAUAGCCUACAAGUGGGAAACUAUCUAUGUCAGUUCGCCAACAAGCAAUAUCAUCAAGGAGCUUCGGAAACAGUUCAGUGGUGAUGGCAAGCAGGAGAUAGUAAAGUUCUUGCUGAAUCUUCCCAAGGAGGAACUUGAGCUGGUGUCAGUGUUCUGGCUUAAUGAGAGCAUACACGUCCAUCACUGUGGAAGGUCCUACCUGGAAUGUAUUAGAGACCUGCAGGGAAAGAAACCAAUGCUUAACGACAUACAACCGAUUCUCUGCUCGAUGACAAAUGCCAGUGUGACAGAAGAUCCAGACAGAUAUAGCCCUUUAGAUGAUCAUAGUGCACCUACAUUCCGCUUGAUGCCGAGAAAGAGACCUGCCUGUGAUGAUGGAGAGAAAUCACAGUUUCAUACCGAUGCAAAGAAAAUAAAGUAUGAUCAACAUGGACAACUGUCAAGGCAUCUUCCGACAAAGAGUCCCAAGGACAUUCCCAUCUGUCGACGUCAAACAACCUUAUCUUCUUCAGCCACAGUGCCGAGUACAGUAAUGAACUUGAAUAUGAAAAUAACUGAGAUGUCACUGAGCAAUGUUUCUACAAUACCAGCCUUGGCCGUCUCAUCCGGACGAAGAUCUCAACCAAUACGACCUUCUGAAGAUAAGUCAAUGAACCUUCAAAACUUUCAUGAAAAUCAGACAACCCAUGAUGUGCUUCAGCAGUUAGGUAUUUCUCCCCGGUCGCCAGAAUUUGAAGCCAGGACCGAAAAUGAUAAUAUUGGGAAAGUGACUGGACAUGCUGUACCAACGAACAUCAUUAGAAAAGAUAAAAGAGUAGAUGCGACACUUUCAACUGUCACUAAAGAGUACCAACCUGCCUGUCCUACCACAAUACAGGUAAAUAAAUAUUCCCCAAAGAAGCUACAACGACAGAGCAUCAGAAGAAAAUGUAAAUCUCCCAGUAAAGAGACAUUAAGAGAUCACUCAACGGUUCUAGGGAAACAUUCACAGACAGGAUCCCCUUGUUUCGAACCAUCCUCUGCAGAGAAGGGCCAGAAACACACUGUCGGUUCUGCACAUUCUCAACACACAAAAAUAACACCUCGAUAUGAGCUUAUGCAGCCUGAGAAGAGAACGAGGGGCAAUGUCUAUUCAGAUCAAGAACAGAGAGUAUCAACAACAAGUGGAAAUGACCCUACUAAGAACAAGAAAAUGACUCCAGUGUCUUCCGAAUCAAUUUCCGAUAACAGUUUUGCAAACAAACCGUCUGUGAUCACGCCUAAUGCUGUAAACCAGAAACCAGAACUAAAUGUGUCCAAACUGUUGGAGAGAAUGUUAAAGGCUGCACCAACCCAGCAGAACCCACCAAACUUUCUUGGUCAGACAAAAACGCCUGGUGAAGGUAGAAGCUGUAAAACCAAGAAUCCACAGUACAAAGGCCGAGGCUCCCAUACUGGAAAGACUUUGGUUUGUGAGUCCAUUGUCUCCAGUACGCAAACAUAUUCUUCAAUCCAACACUCUCAGACAAAAGUUGGAAACAAAACAUCCAGAGAAACACGUAAAAUCAGGGCACGACAAUUGCUUAAGAAAGGCACAGAUUCAACGCAAGGUGUUGGGGUAUUCUCAGUGCUCAAGACCUUUGGCUCGAAAGUUUUGAAUAUGAUGAACCCAUUUGUAACUCCAAACGAUGGUCAGUAGGGUUGCAAACGCUCAAACAACACUGAGCUUAUACACUGCUUUGAACAUGAGUUCAGUUGAUGCGCGGCAGCAGCCCAAACUGAUGUACUCUGUCGGACAAAAGAAAGUAUUCACCCGAGGCUGAUGAUGAAUAAAACAAACAAGAUAUGGUCAUUCUAUGGUGAUGUAUUUGAUACAGGUAUCACAGUAAACUGUUGUGUUUUAGACCUUACGUUUGCAGUGUUGCAGCGACUGUUUUCCGCCUUGUAACGUCUUGAUAACGUUUGGCAUUUUUUGUCAUCUCCAAUUUUCAAGUGUAUCCUUUCUUUUGCCCGGUCACAGACAUACACACUUACCACUGAAAACCCACCUUCACUCGUAUUGUGCUGACAAACAUAAUCAGGUGAAUAUUGGAAUCGAGGCAUCUUGAUGCAGCUCUGAACAGUCGGGGGGCACGGUUGUCUGAGGCGCCGCGUUUCGCCGUGCAGAGUUGCGUCCCUUGGGCUGGCUAGAAACCUAUGAUUGUGGGUUCGA
Haliotis rufescens (red abalone) is the source of this 2987-nucleotide messenger RNA. RefSeq lists its product as uncharacterized. The record is from RefSeq and is a predicted model, not a curated record. The transcript is spliced from 3 exons. The coding region runs from base 141 to 2474 and encodes 777 amino acids. NCBI's taxonomy places the organism in Eukaryota, Metazoa, Mollusca, Gastropoda, Lepetellida, Haliotidae.